GUCUCGGAUUUGGAAUUCUGUGUAAUAGCGUUGCAGUGCUGAUUUUCAACAAAUACAGGUAUACAUUCCGAAAGGUCUUUAACCCAUAAGAAAGCAAAUACAGAUGUGCAAUCGUUUCCACGAUGUUAAUAUCCCACUACUAAGCGACAUUUUCAUUUUAUUUUCCACAACUUUGUACUGACCGGUGUGCGCUGCCAGACACUUAUAGGGCUUCAAUUGAGCUGUGGAAAAACUAAAACUUAUUAAAUUUGUCGAGGUACUAUGUUUAGUCUUUCGGUAAUAUUCAAACGUGCAAGAUGCUUGCACCAAGAAGCGUGUGGAAAAUUAAAAACAAAAGACACUAAUUUAAUAAACCUCUCGCAAGGACCCGCAUUAAUUUCCGAAUUCGUUACACAACCGCGAAAAGCACUUAUUUAUAUUAUUUAUUGCAACUUUAAGUACCUGUAUAAGUAUCUCUACGCUAACAUUCAAUUCGGAUAUGCAAACAAGCAAAAGUCUAUUAGCAAAAUGUGUGAAAUUAACAUUUACAAUGCUGCUACUGGUGGCAUAUAACGCGGUGCCGGUCAACGGGUAUCCUGCAAACACCUUCCGGGAUCUCGAUAUCUGUAAUCACUGGAAUGGACGUCGGCAUUUUCUGGAAUUGGGCGAACGUGGAGAUUUGCAUGCGCGCAACGUGACAACAUCGGCCUUCCGAAGUACCCUCUUCUCGCCCACAAAUCCCAGCCAAAUGAAGAAUCGCAGUAGCACCGAUAUUUGGUACCAAUGCAAUUUGGAGCUCGUAACCUGUGCUGAAUGUGUCAUCCGUAUAACGUUCGUUCACGUCAAUUUCUCCAAGACAUGCGAACGCAUUGCUAACUCCGGUAUAGGAAAGUCAUCACUUUGUCCUUGCGAACACAUACAAUUUUCAGAACCUCCAUAUGACACAACUCUUUCGGGGCAGGAAUUCUGCGGUGAUGGCAAAGUCUUUCGCAGCAAGACUCGUACAUUAUUGCUAAAAUUCUUUUAUCGCGCCACCAACAGUCAUGUAUUUUCGCUACAAUAUUUCUCAGAAAGAAAUGUUAAGAUCGUCAGCGGCUCGCCUCGACAAGCCAUAGUCAGCAACUACUCUAAAAAUGAACCGCAUGUCAUAUCAACACCUUAUUUCCCAAUGCCAUAUCCGCGAGAUUAUGGCAUCGAGCAUAUACUAACGUGUGAAUCGGAAAACUGUCAAGUUCGACUGGAUUUUACCGACUUCCAAUUGGGGCUCACUUCAACACUGGAAAUAUUCGAUUCAAACGGUCAAAUGUUGGACUCAUAUACCGGUGAGCAUUUUCGCCCGCCCAUCACUAUUAGCAAUGGUAAAUCACUUUUACUUCAAUUUCGUGGUAACGGCAAUACCGGUGUUGGGUUUCGCGGAGAAAUAACUUUUGUCUCAUCCAAGCAAUUGAAAGAAGACAGAUUAGUACCAUAUACAGAUUGUGGCGGCAUGGUGUCUGGACCAGGUGGAGCGAUUACUAUGAUGAAUAUGAUUGAAAAUAGCACCGAUGUUAGAUUCUACGACUGUAUAUGGAUAAUUAAACCCGGCAACAAUUACAUGAUGAUGAAGACACAUAUAUCAUUAAGAGUCGAGGAAUUCCACGGAAUGGCUUCACGCUCAGAUCUUACCAUACGGCAAGGCACCACAUCCGACGCAGCUGAAAUAGAAAGCGUUGUUUGGCCCAAUAAUGGUAUGAGUAAAGAAAGUCACAUUGUACCGGUAUUAACGGGCUACUACAUACGUUUACGUGGUGUCUUCGGUAUGUCGUCUAAAUUGGCAAUUUCGUACAGUGUGUUUAACUAUUUAAAUUGCUAUAUUGGAUCUGAAUUCCUUUGCGGUAAUAAUCAUUGCAUCUCCAUUAGAUUACACUGCGAUGGUUUCGAUCACUGUGGCGACGGCUCAGACGAACCAGAGUCAUGCGAAGAGGAUUGGGCUCAUUUACAAAAUGAUCGCCGAUGGUAUUCACAUAAACCAAAUUAUUAUUUUCCAAAAAUUGAGCAGUAUCCUGACUUGAAAACGGCAACUGGUAUUUUCAUAAUAAGCACACUUGGCAUAUUUGCCGUAUUAACAGGUUGGAUGGUCAUAUUAUAUCGGAUGGGAGUUAGAGCCCGCCAUCAGCGCGAACUGCAAAGUCAUCUGCAAACCAUCAGUGAACUAUUGGAUCGUCAAGAAGAGAUGACCCCAGAUGAACCACCGAGCUAUGAAGCACCUCCUGACUAUGAAGAGGUUAUUAAAGUGGGCAUGGAACAGGAGAUACGUGAUGCUCGUCAACGACAGCGUCGUCGUCACCAUCACCAUCCUAGUUGUGGACAUGCAACAUGCGUAGUUCCACAUACUCAUGCAUGUGAGCGUCCAACUACAUCGGCAGCCGCUGCAGCUCUUGUCGUCGGAGGUCCCGGCGGCACAGAUGGAGCUGGAACAGCAAUACCGGAUACGGAAAUAUGCAAUGAAUUGGCCAAUCGUGUACUGAUGGUCACUGCAGCUUGCGGCGCUGCAGGCGCGUCAGAGCCGAGCUCAACUACACAGGGAUGCUGUUGCUGUCAAUCCAUGGGGAUUCCGACGUGCCCGACAUCGCUUCCCAUUGGGUGUGAAUUAUCCCCUACCAUUGGCGAGCAACCGGAGGCUACAGCCAGCUCUGCCGGAACGCCGAGUCAACUUGAGGAACGAAGUGACGAAUUUCGAGAUGACUCACUCAAUAUAUCGCUCACUCUAGGCAUCCCACAAACAACAAUGGCGCUCAGCGAAAACGAUUCUAAUGCUUCAUCUCGACCGAAGAGCACCACUAAUUACAGCGAGCAAACUUACUUGAAACGUUCCUGGAUUGUCGUAAAUAAUGGUACACAUAACUACAAGGUUCAACGUUUGCGUCAUACAUUCUCGGUACCCGAGUCAUUUCCUAUAGAUGCUUAUUACCCCGAUGUACUAACCUACGGUACCAAUCUACCACAUGAACGACACCUUUUCCUCAGCAAUGCUAGCAACUUUGGGUCGGAGUUAUCGCGAGACCCUUCUGCGCACUGCAUCAGUACACGCCGACACCAUCAACAACCAUAUCAACCGCAAUCAGGUCAGCAACAGCGUAACACUAUGUUGCCAAUUUGCAAUGAUGAUUUGUUUAACCCCACCUUCACUGAUCUUUGCGUCGCACCCACAACUCACAAAAAUCCCACCACCGAUGCAGGGUAUAGGCGAGAUCUACCGCUUCACAACGAAACGGAUAGCGACUGUGAGCGAAAUGUAUCUUGCUUUGGAGCGGUGAGCCAUCGUAAACAUGGUCGACGUGGUCACGGCAGACGUCAUGUUCGCAGCAAAUCAUUUACGAACUCUACCAGCAGCCAACAGCGUCAUCAUCAACGGGUCGGUGGAGGUAGUGGUGUAAUGAGAAGAAGCUCGUCGGCCGAUUUGUUGUUGCGCUUAAGCCCAGUCACAACACCUAAGCAGGAAUGUACCAGUUCGACUGGAAAUAGACAACCACAUCCAAAGCAUGAAGAAUUGAUCUUUUUGAUUUGAGGUGCGAUCUAGAUUAUUUGAAAGUGAAAAGGUGACUAAUGUGGGGUUUUAGUUCAGCAUUUGGAUCUCUUUUAGUUUUUGGAUGUGAUUUAGCUAAUAGUUUUAUAUAUUAUCAAAUUGUUAUACUCAUAAAUAUUUAUUUAUGUACAUACAAUAUUUUCCUUGUUAUAACUAUUCUGUAUCCUCAUAAUCAACGCUAACGGUUACAGAUAUACUAUUAUCCUUUGACACUUACUUAUAAAGCAACACUGAAAUUAUUGUUAUCCAUAUACAUAUGUAUGUAUGUAUGUACCUUAAAAUAGUUAUGGAGAAAGAAUAAUACACAUAAUUUCAUAAAUCAAAUAUAA
Molecule: messenger RNA, 3873 nt
Organism: Zeugodacus cucurbitae (melon fly)
Lineage: Eukaryota; Metazoa; Arthropoda; Insecta; Diptera; Tephritidae
Gene: Culd
Exons: 10
Coding region: 479-3526 (1015 amino acids)
Molecular function (GO): protein binding
Source: RefSeq, a predicted model, not a curated record